CCAGAAUUUACUGCUAAGUGAGAGAAAUGGGUUCAGCGAGUUUGGUCCCGUUUUUGCGGUUUUUCUUGGUGUUUGUUAAUUGAGCGACACGGUCGUUAAGUGAGUCUGACUUCCCCAUUGAAGGUUGCAAAAGGUGAUCACAUGUGUCUCUGGGACAGGGCCAUCUCGGGGAUGUUGUAAGGGUCGCAGGUGUGAACAAUGGCCAAAAAGUUGCUUUUUUUAAAACUGCCCUUUGUAGCUUCAAAAGAAACUGGUGUAAGUCGAAGACGACUACCUGUACAGGAACUGUUGGAUGAAAAGACAGGGGUGUCAGGCUAACAGCUCCAUUCUUGAUCUACAGUCAUAGUGGCUUGGUUUGGAAUAGUGGCUGAAGAACAUCUGGGAAGCCAAGGUUGAGAAAGAAAGGCUGAAGGGGUUGUGUUAAACCUGGGAGGGUUACUUUUUGCAUUUAUGUUUUUUUUUUGUGUGUGUGUGUGAAUGGAUAGAAAGUGUCUUUGGAAAUCAGGUGGGGAAAGGUCUGCUUGGAUGAAGGAGAACAUUUUACUAUGGGGUGUGAAGGACCCAGGUCUCUAUUAGUGUAUACAGGAAAAAAAAUAUUAAAAUUUCCCAAGAUGAUGUAAUGCAGGAUAUGAGGAAAAAUGCAUAAGAAACCAACUGACUUAAGAGAGUGUUUCAGAUACUGUCUGUGUGAAGCAUAUAUGAGCUUUUAGAGAAUGACAAAGUAAUGGACUAUAAUUUCAAGAAGGAAGAUGGGUCAAUAUGAAAAAAGGAUGAUGAAUGCUAAGAAUGAUGACCUCUGAAUGAACAAUAAAAGGGAGGAGAUAAUUUUAAUCUAUUACACAUACUGCUGACUGAAGUUUCAUGUUACUAGCCUAACAGAAUUGCUCCACUGUUAAUUGCUUCCUGGUUUCAGUGAAGUCUGUAAAACAUUUAUAGUUACUUGACCUAGGAACUCAAUGAAAGGAAGUUACAUAGAUGCCUAUUACAAUAUGCCUUGGCUGGCUGGUUGAGAAGGAAGAUAUUGGCUCUACUCAAAUGGAUCUUAGCUGGUGUGCAUAAUAGGAUGUGUGCUGGAUCUUUUCAUGGAGACUAACAGUACUCGUGGAAAAAGAUAAACAGCUAAUGGCUUCUGAAUCGUUGGUCCCAGAGCAAGGAAAGCGUACGGUGACAGGAAGAAGGCAUCAGAAGCAGGAAAGGACACCUUUGAAUGGUGAUGGGGAAGAAGACACAUUUGUAUUUGAAGCCAAUGAAGCUUGGAAGGAUUUUCACAGCUCUCUUCUCCAUUUCUAUGAAUCUGGGAAGCUUUGUGACGUGACACUAAAGGUGGGCUCAAAGUUGAUUACCUGUCAUAAGCUUGUCCUGGCUUGUGCUAUACCUUACUUCAGAGCCAUGUUUCUUUCGGAAAUGGCAGAAGCUAAACAAUCCUUGAUUGAAAUCAAAGAUUUUGACGGUGAUGCCAUUGAAGACUUGGUCAAGUUUGUGUAUUCCUCCCAGCUAGUGCUGACAGUUGACAAUGUCCAGCCUCUCUUAUAUGCUGCCUGCAUUCUCCAAGUGGAGAUAGUGGCCAAAGCUUGCUGUGAGUACAUGAAGCGGCAUUUUCACCCUUCAAAUUGCCUGGCAGUGAGGGUCUUUGCAGAGAGUCACAACCGUAUUGACUUGAUGGACAUGGCUGACCACUAUGCCUGUGAACACUUUGUUGAAGUGGUGGAAUGUGAAGACUUUGUGAGUGUAUCACCUCAGCACCUUCAUAAACUCUUGUCUUCAAAUGACCUGAGCAUUGAGAAUGAAAAGCAAGUUUAUUGUGCUGCUAUUAAAUGGCUUUUGGCCAAUCCCCAGCACCAUGCUUUAUGGUUAGAUGAAAUAGUUGCUCAGGUACGCCUCCCUCUGUUACCUGUUUGUUUCCUGAUGGGAGUUGUGGCAAAAGAACAAAUAGUCAAGCAGAACUUAAAAUGCCGAGAUUUGUUAGAUGAAGCAAGAAACUACCACCUUCAUUUAAGCAGUCAUACGGUACCCGAUUUUGAAUAUUCUGUUCGGACAACGCCAAGGAAACACACAGCAGGUGUCCUUUUCUGUGUUGGAGGGCGUGGGGGAUCAGGUGAACCGUUUCGCAGUAUUGAAUGCUACUCGAUAAAUAAAAAUAGCUGGUUUUUUGGUCCUGAAAUGAACAGUAGAAGGAGGCAUGUAGGAGUCAUCUCUCUGGGAGGUAAAGUUUAUGCUGUGGGUGGGCACGAUGGAAAUGAACAUCUAGGCAGCAUGGAAGUGUUUGAUACUCUCACAAAUAAAUGGAUGAUGAAAGCAUCAAUGAAUACCAAAAGGAGAGGAAUUGCUCUCGCCUCUCUUGGAGGCCCAAUUUAUGCCAUCGGAGGCUUAGAUGAUAACACUUGCUUCAGUGAGGUGGAAAGAUAUGACAUGGAAUCGGACCAGUGGAACGGAGUUGCGUCUAUGAAUACCCCUCGCGGAGGAGUUGGUUCUGUAGCUCUUCUGAAUAAUGUAUAUGCCGUUGGUGGAAAUGAUGGUGUGGCUUCUCUAUCUAGUGUGGAGAAAUAUGAUCCUUAUCUUGAUAAAUGGAUAGAAGUGAAAGAAAUGGGUCAGCGGAGAGCUGGCAAUGGGGUUAGUGAACUUCAUGGCUGUUUAUAUGUGGUAGGUGGUUUUGACGACAAUUCUCCACUUAGCUCGGUUGAGAGAUUUGACCCUCGUGCUAAUAAGUGGGAAUAUGUAGCAGAACUAACAACUCCUAGGGGUGGAGUUGGCAUAGCAACAUUAAUGGGGAAAAUUUUUGCCGUUGGAGGACAUAAUGGGAACACUUACCUGAACACAGUGGAAACCUUUGAUCCAGUAGCAAACAGGUGGGAGCUUGUGGGCUCCGUGUCUCACUGCAGAGCUGGGGCAGGAGUUGCUGUGUGCGCUUGCCUAAGCAGUCAAAUUCGUGAUAUGGGUCAAGGUUCUAGCAACGUGGUGGACUGCAUGUGAAUUUAGGUUGAAGCCUGCAAAGGUUGUGAAAUGCUUUAAGCCUCCUUUACUAUUGUACAAAGACUUCUGAAUGUUUGAAGCAAUAUAUGUAAAUAUACUAGGAUAGUUUUUGUAUGACAAUCUGAGUGCUGUGGAAGUUUUAAAGUAUUUACUUACAAUAAAAACUUGAAAAAAAUUA
Molecule: messenger RNA, 3148 nt
Organism: Pseudonaja textilis
Lineage: Eukaryota; Metazoa; Chordata; Lepidosauria; Squamata; Elapidae
Source: RefSeq, a predicted model, not a curated record